Glossina fuscipes is the source of this 2151-nucleotide messenger RNA. It is a transcript of the gene Eogt, whose product is annotated as EGF domain-specific O-linked N-acetylglucosamine transferase. The record is from RefSeq and is a predicted model, not a curated record. The coding region runs from base 406 to 2067 and encodes 553 amino acids. The transcript is spliced from 3 exons. Gene Ontology annotation, cellular component: endoplasmic reticulum lumen. NCBI's taxonomy places the organism in Eukaryota, Metazoa, Arthropoda, Insecta, Diptera, Glossinidae. Gene Ontology annotation, molecular function: protein N-acetylglucosaminyltransferase activity.
CCACCAAACGUUGUUCAUGUUGUUCAUGAUGAAAAGCCAGAGUUUAAAUGGUUUAAAGAAAUAUUCGUAGAACUUCGAGAAAACUACAUAUUGUACACAUUGUUACGGUGGUCUAGCGUACCAUGCCAUGCCAUUAUGAUAAAAUUUAAUAAAACGUGCAUUCAAUUUUUUUACGUUGCUUGAAAUAAAGAAAAAGCCGGGUAAUUCAAAUCAGCUUAAAUAAAUAUUUGUGGGCAGAAAAAUAUAAAAAAAGUUCAACAAAAUAUGAAACUGUGAAGUCAUCAAUUGUUUUAAAUUGUUAAAGUUAACUUGAAUAUAAAAAUUAGCAAUCAAGGUCAUUGUGAAAGGAAUAAUCUGAAUGUGUUUAUACUGUUGACGUUUUCUUUCAUUUUUUUUUUUUUGAAAAUGUUAAAGCCAUGUGUAAGACUAAUAUUAAUAAGUCAGUUGUUGCUGCUUUCAACCCAAUACAAUCGUAAGCUAGACAAUUACACUUUAACAAUUUUACCCGAUUUGCCGCCUGAGCAUUUAAAGCGAUUCCUGAAUACGUUUCCAAAAAUCAGAACUGAGUGCGAGCAAAUCCAAGAGUGUCAGAAUAUAUUAAAGACAUUUAAUAAUAUCAGUCAAGUGCAGGGAAAUGAGAUAUCAUCUGCUGCUAAAGAAGGCCAAGAGAGCGGCGUAUGUUGGGGACAUGAAAUUAACUGCACAAGAGAACUGCGCUUCCAAACUCCUUCUUGCUCUGGCGAUCAUACGGGUUGGGUGCAAAGUAAAGAGGCCCAAAUCAAUACGUUUUAUUAUCAAGCCGAUUUUGGUUACAUACAACAGCAGAUUAAUGAAUUAUUAUUAAUGUGCGAACCAAAAUUUUUGACCGAUUCCUCUUUGGAAUGCAAUAAAUAUUUAAAAUUCUGUCGUGGUCGCAAUUUGUUGUUCGAUUUCCGUAAUUUAGCUGGGCGAGCAGAACGUAUACGCUAUCAUAUGGAUGUGUUAAAUGAGGGUGGAAUUAAAGGAUAUUGCAGAUUCAAUAGAAGCCUUUUGACUGAAGAAUUAAGUCACAUGGGUGCCUUGCAAUCGUGGUCGCCAGAAUUACGCAAUUUUGUGGAGGCCGACGAGUCCAUAAUUGAAAAUGAAACAAUUUGUGAUAUGGUUAUCACCACGCCCACAUUUUUAAUGAAAAUCGACGCCUCAUACAAUAUGUAUCACCAUUUUUGUGAUUUUUUUAAUCUAUUUGCCACAUUGUUUGUGAAUCAAACACAUCCUUCGGCCUUCGAUCUCAACACGCAAGUGAUCAUUUGGGAAACUUAUCCCUACGAUUCACCAUUCGCUGUUACAUUUAAAGCAUUCUCAAAGAAUCCUGUUUGGACCUUGAAUCAAGUAAAAGGGCAACGUAUUUGCUUCCGUAAUGUUGUGUUACCACUAUUACCGCGUAUGAUAUUUGGUUUAUAUUACAAUACGCCCUUGAUCCAUGGCUGUGAAAAGAGUGGUUUAUUUCGCGCUUUCUCAGAAUUUAUUUUGCAUCGUUUGCGCAUACCUUUCCAUCCACCCCGCCGGAAAAUAAGAAUCACAUUUCUAGCAAGGCGCACCAAAUAUCGCCGUGUUUUAAAUGAGGAUGAAUUAAUAGCGCAACUUGCGUCUGAUGAAGAGUACAUAGUGAAAAGAAUAUCUUUCGAAAGAGGUUUAAAUUUCUUGGAACAAUUGACAAUAACGCGUAACACAGACAUUCUAAUUGGUGUACAUGGAGCUGGCUUAACGCACCUCCUCUUUUUACCUGACUGGGCUGGUGUUUUUGAGCUGUACAAUUGUGACGAUCCGAACUGUUAUCGUGAUUUAGCUCGUUUACGUGGUGUUCAUUAUAUUACUUGGGAAAAACGGCACUUGGUUUAUCCUCAAGACGAAGGCCACCAUCCGGAAGGCGGAGCACAUGCUAAAUUCACAAAUUAUUCAUUCGAUGGCAAAGAAUUUGCCCGUUUAGUGUCUAAACUCGCUAACUAUGUACGUAAUCAUAAAAAGUAUAACGAAUAUAUUAAGAAUGCAUCACCACCACGAGAGCCUAAAGAUAAAGAAGAAUUGUGAUUGAAUAUUGAAGAAAUCGACAGUACUUAAUAAUUUUUAAUUAGCUAACGAAAAUGUAAAAUCUUGUGAUUUUUUAUGAACAUU